Messenger RNA from Zea mays, 1000 nucleotides. RefSeq lists its product as uncharacterized. Lineage: Eukaryota; Viridiplantae; Streptophyta; Magnoliopsida; Poales; Poaceae. The record is from RefSeq and is a predicted model, not a curated record. The transcript is spliced from 5 exons. Bases 99 to 692 code for a protein of 197 amino acids.
CCGACGCAUCUCGCCGUUCUUCGGCUCAUCUGCGACGGCCGUCGUCGCACCGUACCAUCACCGGACAUGCCGUCUCCGCCGCGGCCGCUCGCGUCGCUAUGCCGCGCCCGUCUCGUGCUCUUCCUCGUCCCGGCGCUCCUGCUGCUGCUCCCCUCCACGGCGCGCAGGCGACAGCCCCGUGCAGCGCGGGGGACGAAUCGGCGAGGGCGCUUAGCGUCGGCGAGGAGCUCGUGGCCGAGACCAUGCCGCUGCGCCACGGCCGCCGGGUCUACAGGAUCCACGGGCUGCGCCCGUCCGCGUGGUACGAAGUCAAGAUCUCCUACCCGGCCUCCAUACCGUCGAGCUUUUCCAUUCGGCUUGUGGACGACUGGGGCAGCAAGAACAGGAGGCUGCUCAACACGGAGAAGAUAAUUUUCAAGGCUGAGAGCAGCAGCCCGGUUUAUGUUCUUGUCACUGUGGAACCUGAGGGCGUGGUGGCGAAGCCAAACGUGCCAGAGAGGGAGCUUGCGCUUUUUAACAUUGUUUGCGAUGAGCUUAUGCUCGGGAUUCCACACUUUGCCUGGUGGGCUGGGAUUGCAGCGCUGCUCUGCAUCGUGCUGGCGGCACUGGCACCACUCGUUCUCCCGCUGCACAAGCUUCUGAGCUGCGAAGGCACGGAGCUGAGCGAAAGUGAUGCCGCUAAGAUGUCAUGACUCGCGAGAGAUGAUGCAAUGCAGGCAACUGUAGCGAUCUUCUCCAUUCCUGACGUUUCAAGCUUGGUUGUUGUACCAUUGGAGUUCGGUGCUGUACGCGUGUCCACGUCAGUCCUGUAUCGACGGAGUCACGGAGCGCAAGUGCUGGACCCUCAGUCUCUGUUGGUAUAUAUAUUUUUGAUACGGAACGGUCGGGAGAGAGGCCUAGUUUGUUUUAGGUUCCACAUGUUUCAGGUGCCGUGAUAAUAAUAAUAGGCAAGGCAAGGCACCGUCAGUUGCACGUGCGACCGAGCUGUAAAAUUUGUCUC